Messenger RNA from Suncus etruscus (white-toothed pygmy shrew), 766 nucleotides. RefSeq names its product MyoD family inhibitor domain containing (gene MDFIC). The record is from RefSeq and is a predicted model, not a curated record. Lineage: Eukaryota; Metazoa; Chordata; Mammalia; Eulipotyphla; Soricidae.
AUGUCCAGCGCGGGCGAAGCGGCUGCUCCCGGGCCGGCGGCCGGCGGCCGGCUGGGGGCUCCGGCCCUGGAAAAAUGUAAUGAAGAAAAUUCCAAGACGGAUAUAACUCAAGCUACCAAUAGCUGCUUCACACAUGGAGAGAUUCAAGACCAGUCUAUUUGGGGAAAUUGUUCAGAUGAUGAACUCAUCCAAACUCAACCUCAGCGUUUGCCUCAGCUUCAGACUUCAGCACUGGAACACAGUGAGGAGGAAACAAGCAAGAUAAAGAAUGGCCGAACAAGUCUGAGCAAUGGAAAUGGAAUUCACCAUGGGGCCAAGCCGGUAACUUCAGAUAACCGAAGACUUUCUGCACCUGUUUCUCAAAAAAUGCAUAGAAAAAUUCAGUCCAGCUUGUCUGUAAACAACAAUAUCACUAAGAAGAGUAAAGUAAAUGCUGUCUUUUCCCAGAAGACAGGCUCUUCACCUGAAGACUGUUGUGUCCACUGUAUCCUGGCCUGCUUGUUCUGUGAAUUUCUGACCCUCUGCAAUUAUCGUUUGGGACAAGCUUCGUGUGGCAUCUGCACCUCAGAAGCCUGCUGCUGUUGCUGUGGAGAUGAGAUGGGAGAGGACUGUAAUUGUCCGUGUGACAUGGACUGUGGCAUCAUGGAUGCCUGUUGUGAAUCAUCAGACUGCUUGGAAAUCUGUAUGGAAUGCUGCGGAAUUUGUUUUCCUUCGUAAAUAUUUAUCUUUGUGUUAAAACUGGAGAGUGUAUUCUAUUUUUUUUCUU